Platichthys flesus (European flounder) is the source of this 2122-nucleotide messenger RNA. It is a transcript of the gene sst3b, whose product is annotated as somatostatin receptor type 5. NCBI's taxonomy places the organism in Eukaryota, Metazoa, Chordata, Actinopteri, Pleuronectiformes, Pleuronectidae. The coding region runs from base 1 to 1479 and encodes 492 amino acids. Gene Ontology annotation, biological process: neuropeptide signaling pathway. The transcript has 2 exons. Gene Ontology annotation, cellular component: membrane; neuron projection. Gene Ontology annotation, molecular function: neuropeptide binding; somatostatin receptor activity. The record is from RefSeq and is a predicted model, not a curated record.
AUGGAGGUCAUCCAAGCUUCCUUGCUGCCUCAGGAAGCUCCGACAGCGACCUGGACCAACAACUCCUUCCCCGCCGACUUCCACUUCCUGUUCCUCUCCACUCCCUCUGAACCACGUCUGAGCUUCUCACCAGCUGACGGCACUUUGCUCUUUAACUCCAGUGACAACGGCACCAAACCUGAAUCACUCCCCGGUUUGGCCGGAAUUUUCAUUCCUCUUAUCUAUGGGAUAGUGUGUAUCGUUGGCCUGGUGGGAAACACUCUGGUCAUCCAUGUUAUAGUCAACUACACCAAGAAUGAAUCAGUCACCAACAUUUACAUUCUCAAUUUAGCCAUUGCGGACGAGCUGUUCAUGCUGGGUCUGCCCUUCCUGGCGGUGCAGAACGCCCUGCUGUCCUGGCCCUUCGGCUCUCUCAUGUGCCGUGUGGUCAUGACGGUGGAUGCCAUCAACCAGUUCACCAGCAUCUUCUGCCUGACGGUGAUGUCCGUGGACCGCUACCUGGCCGUGGUGCACCCCAUUCGCUCCUCCUGGUGGCGACGCCCUCACGUGGCCAAGGCUAUCAGUGCCACGGUUUGGGCAGGGUCCUUUGUGGUGGUGCUGCCGGUGGUGGUAUUUGCUGAUGUGCUGAAGGACGAUGGGAACUGCAGCAUCGUGUGGCCGGAGCCAGCCGAGGUGUGGAAGACAUCUUUCAUCGUGUACACGUGCACUGUUGGAUUUUCCUGCCCCCUGCUGGUCAUCUGCUUGUGCUACCUGCUGAUUGUCAUCAAGGUGCGAAGUGUCGGCAAGCGGGUGCAGGCCUCCUCCUCUCGCAGCAGGAAGUCGGAGCGUAAGAUCACCCGGAUGGUUGUUAUCGUGGUGGCGGUGUUCGUCCUCUGCUGGCUCCCGUUCUACGCCCUGAACAUCGUGAACCUCCUGGUGGUCCUGCCCGGGGACUUCAGGGGGCUCUACUUCUUUGUUGUCGUGCUCUCGUACGCAAACAGCUGUGCCAACCCCAUCCUGUACGGGUUUCUGUCCGACAACUUCAAGAGAGGCUUCCGGAAGGCCCUGUGCCGCACCUCCCGCAGGGUGAAGAACGACAGGGCCUGCACGGAGGUGCGGCGGCCCACCGAGGAGUGGGGGGGCGGCAUCGUGCUUCAAACGCACAAACGUGAAGGAGCCGGCAACGAUGCAGUGAGGGAGUGUGGUGACGAAGAGGAGGCAGAGAUCCACGGGACAGGAGGGGCCAUACAGAUGACGGAACUAUGCAAAAUGUCAGAGGAUGGUGUGACAGAGGGCUCGAGGACACAGGUCGUGCUGAGGGGUCAGCCUGAGCCGGAACACUCUGGUCAGAGAGCGAAACAUGGAGACCUGACGGGAAAGGGUCCCGGCUCCGAUCCUCCGGAGACCGCGUCGUCUGUGGCCGGUCAGAUUAAAAACAGCCGCUCACAACCUGAAGAACUCCUGGACAACUGCUCUGUGCUGGAAAUCAGUUAUCUGUGACCGACCUCGGCCCACGCCGUUCAGACAGCUGCUCACACACAUUCGAAUCGGAUGUGAAAUAUGACAAAGACAGCAGAUUGUGACAAAGAGUCUUUUCGACGAUGUAAGACGAAUGUAAUGUGAUGUACAGACGUUUAAAUAUCUGACAGACAAAAGAAAACUGCCAAAAAGUAUUAUGAAGUACAGUGUGUAGCUAUUGUUGUAAAUGAGACACACAGCUCCUCGGGAGAACUUGAGGAAAAUGUUCCAACACAUUUCUCUUCGGCUCAGUUGUGUAUCAUUUCCUCGGGCAAUGUGAAACCAUUCGUUGUGUGGUCGGAGCUUCUGAAGGAGACACAAUUUGUGUGUUUAAUAAGCUGUUGAGAUGAAGUGUCAACAACCUCCCUCCAGAGACAAUCACUCCUGACUUUCCUUUUGAGAUGAAUUUGUUUUUAAAAUGUUGUGCUUUGAACUGCAUGUAGACAACAGAUUUAAGUGUGUGUAUUUUAAACUUAAAUCCAUAUUUAACAUAAAAAUGAAGAUGAGGGAAGAUAAUACAGAUUUAGACCUUACGAUGUGGAAGAAUCUCACCAUGAAUGUUGAGAGAAUCCUUUCCUAUUAGGGCUUUUACAUUGAUUCAAUUCUUAGAAGACCAAACAUCUUA